GGGAGCGGGGCCGGCGGCGGGGCCGGGAUGGCGCUGGACGCUCGGCGCCUGGAGGCGCUGAGCCUGCAGGAGCUCAGCGCGCUGCUGGACGACGAGGAGCAGCUCCAGGACAUGGCCCGCGAGAUGGAAGAGGCCCAAAAUGUUCAGCACAGCAAGGACAUGACUCUUGCCAGCAACCGCAGUCUGGCAGAAGGAAAUCUCCUGUACCAGCCAAAGUUGGAGUCCCUGAAAUCAAAUUUGACUGAGAAAUAUCAAGAGCUGCAAGUUCUCUUUGAAGCAUACCAGAUAAAGAAAACAAAACUAGACAGACAAUCCAGUAAUGCUUCCCUGGAGACCCUGCUGGCCCUGCUGCAGACUGAGGGGGCCAAGAUUGAGGAAGACACAGAGAACAUGGCAGAAAAGUUCCUUGACGGUGAAAUACCGCUGGAUUCCUUCAUCGACGAGUACCAGAGCAAGCGGAAACUGGCUCACCUGCGCCGGGUGAAGAUCGAGAAGCUGCAGGAGAUGGUGCUGAAGGGACAGAGACUUCCUCAGGUUCAGGCGCAGCCAAGGCCGCCCGAGCCGGCGGCAGCCCCGGCGGAUCCCUACAAGGCGGAUGCAAACCCUCCUCCCUCGGUGGUGCCGCGGCGGAUCCCGCCUCCCCCGCCUCCCUCGGGCCCGGCAGGACGUUUGCCCACUCCCUUCACCGCAGCCAUGAGUUCAGGACCGGCUCUUUCUUACCCAGGUGCUCCGUACCCUCCUCUGCCGCCGCGGCCGGGAGGAGCUCAGCCCGCCAGUCCGAUGGCGCAGCCGGGAUACCCAGCCCAGUUCGUGCCGCCCUAUCCUCCACCUCUGCCCCAGAGACCACCUCGCCUCCCGCCGCAUCCCGGCUUUAUCCUCCAGUAAAUAUUUGGGUGCGCCUGACUUAACGUAUUGGUGCUUUUUAUUUCCUUUUUCCCCCCCCAUCAGAGACUUGCUGUAGGCGAUGGGAAGCCUCUGCUCUUUGCACAAUGGAGCACAAAGGCCGAGCUGUGGCACGGAGGUUUGCAGUUGCUUUGCUAAAUGUGAUGAUGUUUGUUUGCAAAGGUCGGCGGUGACGAGGUUUUCCUAGGAAGGUGAUGUGGUCUCAAUUCUGUAAGUCCAUCGGCUGGAGGAGGCGCUCGCGGUGGAUUCGCUGACGUUACAAACGGAGUCGCGCUCCGAAUUCCUCAGUGACGGUAAAUCAGCAUCCUCCCGCGUUCUGAUGUAUUCCCAUGGCAGCUGGAGGCAUGUGUGGCAAACGGGGAGCUGGUUGUCCCUCUGAGGAAUUCUGUCUGCACGGUGUUGGGAUGGUAACAGCCAUACCUGACUGCUGGGCAGGGGGUGUGCACAGGACCCCCCUCGGCAUCCUUUUGCAUCCAGGGCCAGGUACACGACGUUUUCAGAGCUCACUGAGCUGAAACUCCUGUCAGAACACCUGGGGGGUGGAUUUUAGACAGGGAAAAUGACAAGAGUUUCGUUUCUGCAUUUCAUUUGUUACCUUAGACAGUGUGUAAUCAGAGUAGGCACUACUCCCACUCCUAAAUAGCUUGAUACCCUCAAAGUCCUGGUCUCUUGAAAUGAAACUAAACUGUUUGUAGAGCCAGUUUAGGGUUUUAUAGACACUUUACCAGGCAGUUUGUUUUCCUUGCCUAUUAAGACUCUUAACGGUUGGUUUUUUCCUCCUUUUCCACACCUCGGAUACAGAAAUGAUUUUUUUACACAGGUGCUUAGCUUUUGAUACCAUGUGAUUCCAGGAAUCUAGGCAGGGUAUUUUCUUAAUCAAAUACUGGAUUUUCACAUGUAAUUGCCCACUUGAAUUUCCACAAUUUCAUCUUACCCCUUAACUCUGUCUCUCGCUUGGCAGACCUAUUUUUAACUUUCCCAUUUCGUUUAGUUUUGCAGUUUGGGGCAUGUGUAUCUAUCUGGAAUUUGCAGUUAAUGUUUCUCUGCAA
This is a messenger RNA of Hirundo rustica (Barn swallow), 1952 nucleotides long. It is a transcript of the gene VPS37B, whose product is annotated as VPS37B subunit of ESCRT-I. The record is from RefSeq and is a predicted model, not a curated record. NCBI's taxonomy places the organism in Eukaryota, Metazoa, Chordata, Aves, Passeriformes, Hirundinidae. The transcript has 4 exons. Gene Ontology annotation, cellular component: ESCRT I complex. Bases 28 to 885 code for a protein of 285 amino acids. Gene Ontology annotation, biological process: protein targeting to vacuole; protein targeting to membrane; ubiquitin-dependent protein catabolic process via the multivesicular body sorting pathway.